ACAAGCUUCCAAAAGCGUUUGUAAACACACGCACUUGGACACAGAGAAGCAGAGAGAGAUAUACGUACAUACAUGUGUAUGUAGUACACACAUAUAUAUACUGGCGUAUGGUGGACCCUAAACCCCCCUUGCUUCUCUUUGUUUUCAAACCCUCCCGCGAAGCAAAUUAAUCCUUUCCUUGGAUUCUCACUCCUCGAUUCCAAUUGGGGAAACCUCAGAGGAGAGACUCUCUUUGUUUUUAUUAUUAUUAUUAUACUGUUGGAUUUACAUCUGAGUGAAUAAAGAGAGUGAUUUGGUUCAACUCUAGAGCUUUUCUGUUGUCGACGUUUCCGAUUCAAUUGGAUUCAUGGAGGAAAACAACCAGCAGGGUUUUGAUCGAUUUGCUCCCAACUCCUCUCCAGGUGAGAGAGCUGAGCUGCAUGCUGUAGCGGAACAGCCUAUUUCGCCCAAAGAUGAAAGGAUUGUUUCUGCCAAUCAUUCUCCGGAUGCAGCCAUAUCUGUGGUUCCAGUAAAUGCCAAAGACCAAUCUGUUAGCUCUGAAACAAGUGCAGCUCUUUCUACUAUGCAUCCACCCAAUUCUUAUACUCCACUGGAGCAAGGUUUUUAUUAUGGAGGUUAUGACAAUGGCUCAGGAAAUUGGGCUGAACACUCUAAUGAAGUGAAUGCAAACAACUUGCAUGUUGUACCUCCUGCAAUGUACAAUGAUGGGAAUCCAUCACUCUUUUUCCCCCCUAGUUAUGGUUAUGAUGCCCAAAUGGCAUAUGGGCAGUUCUCCCCUAUCGGUGGUCCUCUGUCCCCCAUAAUGAUAGAUGGUCAGCUAUAUUCUCCACACCAAGUCCCAGUAUCUCCAUCCUACUAUCCACCACCUAUUUCACCUGGACUGCCACAUGUUACUUCAGCUCUUCCUGCUUCACAGACUGAGCUGAUGGCACCUGGAAGUAGUGGCCAUGAAAGUUUAGUUGAUAGUAUGCUUUAUGGGCCGGGAUCAGGUUACUACAUGCCCUUUGGAUCUUUUGGUGGAGGAGAGCUUCCUGGAAACAGUAACCUUGGUUUCUACAAAUUCCAGAAUGAUUUUGGAUCUGGAGAACCUUUGACAAAUCGGCCCAAUUCACUGGACUCUGGCAGAUAUGUGUCUCCUUUGACUUCAGCUGCAGUAUAUCCACAACCUAUUGGCCUACUUGGGUCAUAUGAGCAAAAUGCUGCACAGGCAUCAUUUCAGGGUCUUGGAUUAGCACCAGGCUCCUCAGCCAGACACUAUAUACAAGGUGGCUCUUAUCCAAGUUCAAAUUAUGCCAGUGGCUCUGUUUGGGAAACUGGCCACCAGAAUCACUUUACCACUGGAAAAGGUGGUAGACGUCAAAGGGAGCAAGAUUCAGUCCACAUCUCUACUGAAUCACUUGCUAUGUCAAGUGACCGGAAUCGGGGACCUAGGGCUUCAAAACCAAAGAGCAAAAGUUCUCCUGAAGAGAAUUCGUCUGGAAUUCAUAAGGAUCUUGACUCAACACCCAGUUUUCAGCUUGACCAGUUCAAUCGCCCUGACUUUGUAGUAGAUUAUGAGCAGGCUAAGUUCUUUGUCAUCAAGUCCUUCAGUGAAGAUAAUGUUCACAAAAGUAUUAAAUAUAGUGUUUGGUCCAGCACACCCCUUGGAAACAGAAAACUUGAUGCUGCUUAUCGAGAAGUAAAGGAGCUUAAUAGCAGUUGCCCAGUCUUUCUCCUUUUCUCGGUCAAUGCAAGUGGCCAAUUCUGUGGGGUAGCUGAAAUGUUAGGAUCAGUUGACUUUGACAAUGAUGCAGAGUACUGGCAACAGGACCGAUGGAGUGGACAAUUCCCUGUUAAAUGGCAUAUUAUCAAAGAUGUACCUAACAGCCAGUUUCGCCAUAUAGUGCUGGAAAAUAAUGACAAUAAGCCAGUCACUCACAGUCGGGACUCUCAGGAGGUAAAAUUGGAACAAGGGAUAGAGAUGUUGAAAAUUUUCAAGAAUUAUGAAGCUGAGACCUCCAUCCUAGAUGAUUUUACUUUCUACAAUGAGCGGGAGAAAGCCCUGUUGGAGAGGAAGGCAAAACAUCGAGCAAUCUCAACUGGAAAAACUGCACCGGCUCUUACUGCUGACCCAAUAAAUCAACUGGCCGAUAGCCUAGUCGAAACCCUCCACUUGGAAGGCAGUAAACAGUUGCCCCAAAAAGACCGGGAGUAACUCGCUCCUGUGAAUAUCCAAAUUAUAGAAGUAACUUCAACUGCUCAGAACUUGGCUAGGCGGUUUUUGUUUGGCACCCAUGGUAUCUUCUUAUAAUUAGACUGCUGACAGCAACAUUGUAUUCUUUCACCGUAGACCAAAACCAUCUGUUCCCUUUUGCCCCCAAUUCUUAUUUGCCAGUUCAUGAAAUUAGUAGCUUUUGGAUUGAGAUUCCUGGGAAAGGGUAGCUUGCUGGAAUUCCUGGGAUAUACUAAUUUCCUAUCAUUUAUUGGAUCCACCAUCUUGGUUUUCCUUUUUCCUAGAGGUAGGGGGUGUCUGGCAAUGCAGUCAAUAUAAUGUUCAUAGACUUGUGCAGUUGUGCCUGAUGUUCAACUAUUGUACUCUAUUUUUCUUUUUCCUGUGAAGGGCAAUACUUUGUGCUGUUUCGUGUUUAAUUGUAAUAUCCCAAAUCGACAAUGAAAAAA
Molecule: messenger RNA, 2658 nt
Organism: Ipomoea nil (Japanese morning glory)
Lineage: Eukaryota; Viridiplantae; Streptophyta; Magnoliopsida; Solanales; Convolvulaceae
Product: YTH domain-containing family protein 1
Exons: 8
Coding region: 347-2194 (615 amino acids)
Biological process (GO): mRNA destabilization
Cellular component (GO): cytoplasm
Molecular function (GO): mRNA binding
Source: RefSeq, a predicted model, not a curated record